Centropristis striata (black sea bass) is the source of this 1373-nucleotide messenger RNA. Its product is annotated as tetraspanin-19-like. The transcript has 8 exons. Lineage: Eukaryota; Metazoa; Chordata; Actinopteri; Perciformes; Serranidae. The record is from RefSeq and is a predicted model, not a curated record. Gene Ontology annotation, cellular component: membrane. The coding region runs from base 16 to 942 and encodes 308 amino acids.
AGAGAACCAGCUGAGAUGAAGCUGGAGGUGCAGGUGGAGACCCUGAACUACGCGGUGGGGGUUCUGAACAGCCUCUUUCUGCUCACAGGUUCGGCUGGAAUCGGCUUCGGACUCUUUAUCCUGUUUGGUGACGACAACCUGAUGACCGUCCUCCAAUCAAAAGAGCUGGUCACAGUGGGCGUGGUGAUGAUGCUGACCGGCGUGCUGAUGGCGGUGGUGGUUUGUCUCCUGGCGCCCGGGGCUCGGCCCUCCGUGCUGCCGUGGUACGCGGGCUCCUUCAGCGUGCUGAUCCUGGCUCAGCUGUUCGUCAUCCUGCUGAUGCUGCUGAGUAGAGACAAAGUCCAGAGUGAUCUGGAUCUGACUGUAGAUCAGAUCAUCGUUCAGUAUCGAGGAACCAGCAGAGAAGAUUCACUGAUGGACAAGAUACAGAGACAUGAGGCGUGCUGUGGGAGGGCGGGGCCUGCUGAUUGGCAGAAGAACUUAUACGUCCAGAACCGGACCGACCCAGACCCGGACCUGGACCUGCUGCCCUGCUCCUGCUUCAACAAGUCAACGAGUCCUGGAGGGGACUCGCCCUGGUGCGAAGGGACACGAAGCAGCUACGAUCAGGGCUGUCAGAAUCAGUUCUCUCAUUGGCUGAUGGAAAACUCUCUGACGGUCGUCGGCAUGCAGCUCACCGUCAUCGUCGUCGAGCUGGUCCAGGUGGCGCUGGCGCUGGCGCUGCACCGAGCGCUCCGCAGGAUGGCGGCGCUGCAGAUGGCGGCGCUGCAGAAAGCGGCGGGCGGCGCUGGAGGCGACGAGGACGACGGCGAGAAGAACUUUGGCUUCGUGGAUCCUGACGGCGGUUACGACGACCCCGCCCAUCCAGCGUAUCGCCACGACGACCAGAACUCUGUCGACCUCGCCGAUCUGUCAUAUCGCCAUGGCGACCAGAACAGCUGAUUAAAUAUAAAAUCAGUGAAUGACUCCAUUAACAAGUCUGUGAUGUUUUAGUUUUAAUUUGCUACUUUAUUAUUAUAUUUUUAUUAUUCUAACCCUAUAAAACAAAUGCACAAAUAAAUGUCAUAAUAAAUAAAUAAACAGGAAAGUAAAUAAAGAAGCAAACAAACUCAAUGUUUGUCACAUUUUAUUGAAUUAUAAUUCAUUGUUAAUAUUUUUCAUUUGAAGGCUGAUAAAUUUAUCAUCGAGUCAUUUAAUGAGAUCAAAGAGAACAAAGAGUUUACAGUUUACAACUUUUAAAUCUGUUUAGUUUUUAUUUCUAUUAAUUUUGUCUAAAUUCAAAUUCUGGAAUAAAUCAAAUAUGUGAAGAAAUGAAUUAUUUUACUGCUGAAGUUUUCAGUUAAUAAAUCAGAUUAAACUGAACCAACCAACCA